ACCCAUCGAUGUUAAUUGUUCUUCGUGAUCUUCACAAGACCCACGCAUAGAUAUUUUUCUAGGAAAUCCAUUUCCCUGUCCUGGGUUGUUCAAAUUAGAACAUAAAUAUCCCUUGUGUAUAGUUUUCAAUUCCACUCGUAAACGCUGUAAAACAUUGCUUCCUGAGAGGGUUUUUGCAUCUGGCAACUCGUGUUCCUAACUCAACUAACGCAUGCUCCGCUUGUUCUAUUGUGCAGGAGUGGAUGAGACCACCACCGAAACAAACACCAGCGGAGGAAAUGGGGUAUAACAUCCACGUCCAUAAGCUAAUUUCGCCGACCCAUUACAACCUAGACCGCCAGGAUGUGCUGCGUAACAAUUACGUCACGAUGUUGCGAGAUGGGGUCAACUCAGACAUCACGCUGAGAUCCAAACGAGGCUCCGUGAGAGCCCAUCGCAGCGUGCUAGCAGAAGCGUCGCCCGUGUUCGAGGCCAUGUUCAAGCACGACAUGCAGGAGCGACGCUCCUCUUCGGUGAGGUUGCCUGACAUGACCAUCGGAGGUCUCCGAAUUUUCCUGACGUUGCUGUAUGUUACCUCAGGAUCUCACGCUCCGGCGAUUGAUAACUUGGCGAACCUGUUCGAGGAUGCGAUUCUGACGCAUUUUGAUGAGCUUGCCGAUGCUUGUAUGAAGUAUCAGGUGACCAGGGUUAUGAAUGUCUUGCAGCUAAAGUUGCGUAGGAAGUUGACCCCUGCAAAUUGCUGGACGUAUAUUCACAAGUUUUUAGCAGAUUCUGAAACGGUUACUUCAAAGAUUUCGUACAAAUCGUGUAUCUCGUUCGCUGUGAAGCAUGUAGUGCAGCUCAUUGACUCGGAUAACUUCCUGGAGGAGAUGAGCAAAAACCCAAAGAUUGUGCAUGAGAUUUUGAUGCACGUGUUCAAAUUGUGACUUGUGUCCACAUGCAAAACCCAUUGUUAAUGUUGACGACCCAUUCUUGGAA
Molecule: messenger RNA, 978 nt
Organism: Physcomitrium patens
Lineage: Eukaryota; Viridiplantae; Streptophyta; Bryopsida; Funariales; Funariaceae
Product: BTB/POZ domain-containing protein At1g55760
Molecular function (GO): protein binding
Source: RefSeq, a predicted model, not a curated record